AUCCUAAAAACUCGCCGGCAGGAUGGGGUCCGAAAACCCAAGCCCGCAGAACCCCAGCUGCAAAAUCAUGACUUUUCGCCCAACGUUAGAGGAGUUCCGGGAAUUUGGAAAGUAUGUUGCUUAUAUCGAAUCCCAGGGCGCCCACAGGGCGGGGCUUGCAAAGGUGAUUCCUCCCGAAGAAUGGAAGCCGCGCAGGAGCUACGAUGACAUUGACAACAUGGUCAUCCCUGCUCCCAUCCAGCAGGUAGUGACGGGGCAGUCUGGACUCUUCACCCAGUAUAAUAUUCAGAAGAAACCCAUGCUGGUCGGAGACUAUCGGCGCUUGGCCAACAGUGAGAAGUAUUGUACCCCCCGUCAUCAAGAUUUUGAUGACCUGGAACGCAAAUACUGGAAGAAUCUGACUUUUGUAUCUCCUCUGUAUGGAGCCGAUAUUAGCGGUUCUCUGUAUGAUUCGGAGGAAACCUCCCCCCGGGUCUCCGGGAGAGCGUGGAGGGAGGCGCUGCCGGUUCCAGCCCGGCCCGAUGCACGCGAACGCAGCGAGAACCCCCUGCCGACAGCGCCGUGGCAGAGAGAAAACUGCGGGGAAGAAGGGUCCCCGCCGAAGUAA
Sphaerodactylus townsendi is the source of this 607-nucleotide messenger RNA. RefSeq names its product lysine-specific demethylase 4B-like. The coding region runs from base 23 to 607 and encodes 194 amino acids. The record is from RefSeq and is a predicted model, not a curated record. Gene Ontology annotation, cellular component: nucleus. The transcript has 4 exons. NCBI's taxonomy places the organism in Eukaryota, Metazoa, Chordata, Lepidosauria, Squamata, Sphaerodactylidae. Gene Ontology annotation, molecular function: histone H3K9 demethylase activity. Gene Ontology annotation, biological process: chromatin remodeling.